AUUACUUCCUUAUUAAAGGAUGGCUUUUCCUUGCAGAAACAGGAUAUUUUGGCGAGAAGAAAAUACAGUUAAAAGAGUCAGCGAAUUGUAAAAGAUUUCUGAUAGAAAAUGUCCUGGGAGCCAAAAAAGUGGUUGUUUUUGUCGGCGAUACUUUUGAUUUCUCCUUUGCUGAUAAACUGUUCUCCUCUGCAGGAGGGAAAGGCUAAUGUUUGCAAGAAAACAUGGUCAGUUAAGGAGAGAUAUAAGGCGAAAUGUAAAUUCUUUAACUGGGGCCGGUGUACCAGAUACAGAACCAUUUAUAAAUCUGAACUAUACUGUUGCCCCGGAUACAGAAGCGAACCAGAUGAUCCCACAUCCUGCAAAUACGCUAUUUGUGAUGGUAAAACAGAUUACGGUGGGGCCGCCUGCACAUUGCGUUACUCUGGUGAUGGAAUUUUGAAGCGGAACCAUCCACUGGUGCGUGACAGUGGGGGAAAAUGCUCCUCCCCGGAGAAGUGUACAAGUUGUAAUGAUGGCUUCUAUGCAGACGGACCUCAGUGUAAAAUUUGUCCUCCUAUUGCAAAUUGCAACCACAGGAAAUGUACUUCACCGGGGGAUAACAUCUGUGUUUACUGUGAGGGGGAGGUGGUGGAGAAGGAUUAUUACAGAGCUUACACACCAGUCCCCAGUCAGAAAAAGAAAUGUGAAAAGGCCUGUUCCUGGAGAUCGGAUAGUACGAGGUGUUACCCAGGGAACUGUACUGAGGGCCUGGCCUCCCAGUGUAAUUGUACCCCGGGCUUCGAGGGAAUCCAUUGCGAAAAAAUUGUAACAGAGGCCUCAAUCAUGGAGAACGAGUGUAAAUUAGAAGAUCCGACAGGGAGUAUCUUGGCAAACCCUGCCGAUUUGAACGAGGGUCCUCCGCAGCCCACCCGCUGGACCAACAACGUAAUCUGGGUCAGAGCAGUCACAAAAUGGGAUGCCUUCUUAAAGACUCCAGGAGACCCUCCAAUUAUCAAGGGAUUAGAUCAUUACGUCACUGACUUUAGAUAUGGAAUUAAAUUUGCAUCUACUAAAUUACGUCAAUUUAGGGGAGGAAGUAAAAUUGAUGAACUGAUUCACAUUUGUGAGGGGGUGUCAGAAAGAGCUCCAAACACGACAUCAUUUUCAUGCAAAAAAACCUUUUACAAUCAAGGACGCCCACUGCUGGAUUUGAAACACAAUGAUCAGUUAAUAUUCUAUCUCCAAGCCACAACAGGAGGUUAUGUAGAAGUGAAAAACCGAGAGGCCAAUAAUAUUAUAGACAAACGUCCUUUAGUGGGCAAGACAACAGAAAGAGAGUUUAAAUACCACUGGGACUUGGAGAAGCCUUAUCAUAAUUUAGUUGAAGAUGUUGAUUAUCCACCAUUCCUAAGUGUUCCAGAUUUAACAGAAAAUCCAAAAGUUGACAUGACAUGGGGAGGCUGGACAGAUGAUUUGUCAGGGCUGGAGAAGUACCAGUAUGAAGUGUAUAAGCUAGGGCAUAAUGGGAAACUGUUAGGAGAGCAGCAAGGAAAGAUAAUCAAAAUGCCAACUGAUAUAGCACUUAAUGCUACAGGGGAAUCCUUUGACUUGCCAGCACCAGGGAUGUACUCUAUUCAUUUCUCAGCAUUUGACAAAGCAGGAAACAACAAAACUGGAAGAAAAGUCCUACUCUAUGACAACACUUCUAAAGUUACCACCAACCCUACAAAGGUCACAAGGGUCACCACAGCUACCAUGGAAACAAAUUAUGAAUGGGUUACCAAGGAUACCAGUUAUGUGGAUGUAAUGUGGGAGGACAGAUUUCGUAAUGAAGAACAUGAAAAGAAGCGAUGGCUUAACAGAGUUGCACUAGCCACAGGAGUGGAAUCAAAAUACGAUGAUCAUUAUGGAGAACGACAAAGCAAGGAGAUUGCAAAUGUUCAUGCGUUGGUGGAUUUUAAAGUGGCAUAUAAUGUUACUGAUUCAACUAGUACUGUGGACUCCCAAGAUUUCACAUCAGUGCCCUCUAUCUUUAAGCAAGGUGACAAGCUUAAUUUACCAUGGACAGAUGGUAACAAGUUGGAGGUCACUGUACGUGCUAUAGACGUGCUGGGUAAAUAUUUGGAUGAAUUGGUCACAGUUUACAGAGAUGCAUCGCCCCCUCACAUUGAAGAUUUGUGGCUGACACGUGGAGAUAGAUUGAAUGUCAGCGUUCAUAGAAUCGAAGACUUUACGGAAAUGACGAUAGAGUGGAUUGCGUAUGACCAUCACAGUGGACUGAACAACAUUGCCUGGAGAUUGUUUGAUAACGUCACAGGGAUAGAUGUACUGCAUGGGCAGGAGGAUAUCCCAGCUCAAGGAAUGGCCAAUGACACACAAGAUUGUGAAUCAAAAUAUGGAAGCUAUGCUAGAGGAGCUAACUGUUAUGAAACUCCAUUCUGGGGAGCCUACCACAAACACUUUCAGGUGAAACCAAUAAUUGCAUCAAACGGAGGACUGAUAGACGGAAAACAUAAAGGUGUGCAUGAUUCUGAUUAUUACCUGGAGGUGACCGCCACUAACAAGGCCAAACUGACCACCAUACUGUCCAAGAAGAUAACAAUAGACACGUCCCCUCCCCACACUGGGGUGGUAGAGGACGGGGUACCAGGAGGGGGUGAGGUGGACUACCAGCAGAGUAAGACCCUGACCGCCCACUGGGAGGGCUUCUUUGACAGAGAGAGUGGGGUGCUCUUCUACCAGUAUGGAUAUGACAACAAAACUCUCACUGCCUCAGACUUUUCUUUGGAGGCUAGUGGAAAUGGUCAGAUUUUUGAGACCUACUCGAUGCAUGCCACCCACACUGUAACCACAGAGGGAGUGUAUUACAUCUGUGUUGUGGCCUAUAACCGCGCCCUAGAGCCCUCGGAACCUGUGUGUUCUGAUGGAGUGACGGUUACUACAGCAGUGCCAUCUGUACAGGAAGUGGGCGUAGAGGGAGCCAGAACCACUGGGGGACUUGUUACAAACGGGAAAGACUUCUGGAUUGUUAGCAGUAACAGAUUCCGCAGGUUGAUCAAAGGUCCCACACCAGAUUGCAUUUCCAAAGCUACAGUUUUAUUUGACCUUGACCUUUUACCUGCUGAGCACCAUGACAACGGUACAUUUGUGACAGUAAAUGGCAGUGUGUUUUGUGCUAACUCAACAGGAUCACCUGCUAAACUAAGUCCCACAUUAUCUAAAUCAUCACGGCUGUUUUUGAGUUGGCUACCAGUUGCUAACCCUGGCAGUGUCCUUGACUAUGAAGUGGGAUUUUCCUCGACAGCUGGGAGUCCUGCCCCUGACAUCAUGGCCUUCAGAAGUACCAAGCAGCACCCCCACAUCCACGUGUACCACACUGACGUUCCUGAUGGGUCUGAGUUUUACAUUAUCAUCAAAACGAUCAGCAAAGCCAACGUGGAGGGAACUCAGUCCAUUGGUCCUUGUUUUAUGGACACCACACCUCCAGUGUUUACAGGCCCUAUCAGUGUCACACACUCAAAUGGAUUCCUCAUCGCAUCAUGGGGAGCUGGUGCUUUUGCUGAUGCCCAGGAGCCAAACCAACUGAAGCUAGAAUUUGCUAUUGGACACAUGCCGAGACAAACAGAUAUACUGUCCUACAUUCCACUACAGAGUGGUGGAUCUUGUGUGGUGGGAAACCCUCCGACCUGUACAGCCAUUGGUGUAUCUGAUACAGAGUGGAGACUUCACGGUCAUCAGACAUAUUACGUCACCGUCAAGGCAGAGAAUUCUGCUGGACUCUCAACAUAUGCUGUAGCUGAACCUUAUGUUCAUGAUGUACAGCUGGCUACCAAGGGAGUGGUGUUUGAUAUCCAAGCAUCUAAUCUAGGUCAAAUGUCUUUCACUGAUAUAGAGGAUGUCGAUUUCACCACAACAAAAGACAGUCUGACGGCCCACUGGGAGGGCUUCUCUCAUCCCCACCUCAACGUGACCUACAAGUUCCAGGCAGGUACCACUCCAGGUGGUGCAGAUGUGGUGCCUUCUGUAGAUGUGGGAUCUGUGGAGUCUUAUUCUGCUACUGGUCUAAGUCUACAGAAUUUCAAGACCUACUAUGUGACGAUAACAGCUGUUACCUUGUCAGGCAGUGUGAAUGUGACCUCUGAUGGGGUCACGGUUGUUCAGGAGGGGGCUGUGUUAUCUGGGAUAGACAUCAAUGAUGGCGAGCCAUGCACCAUGACAGUUGACAAUGGUACACUGUUCAAACACCAUUAUGAGGACAACAGAAAGAGAUGUGAGAAUGACACUGACUUCCAGGCCUCUACAAACUCACUGCAGGCCCACUGGCAGGUUCCCAAGGAAAUGACAUUGUAUACUCCUGAUGCUCAUUUUGCUGUUGAGGAAAAGUUAGCUGGCAAUAUGUGGAGCACUAUAAGGGAAUAUGAACAUAUCAGCAAGCAUAAUGAAGCCAAAGUGACAAACUUGGACCUUAAACCUGGGAAAACCUACAGAAUGGCUGUCAAACUCUGUGCCAUAACCACGUGUUAUGAUCCACUGUACAGCGAUGGAGUUACAAUACUGGCUAAUCCUCCUAAUAAAGGGAAGAUAACUGUGGAACAUCAAAAUACCACUCAAAGUGCUGGACUCAAGGAAAAGAUAAUUGUCAACAUGGAUAGAUUUUAUGACCCAGACAUACAAGAUGUAGUAGAUAAAUAUGAUGUAAUUGAUAAGUAUGAGUGGGCCAUCACUGACAACUCACAUGUAGGACGGACUCACACUGUGUGGUCAGAAGUGACAGGGAUUACAGUAACACAGGCAGGAAAAGGGAUGCGGUUUGAAGUUGAGCUAGAAGGGGAGUUUGACUUCUCUAAAUGUCGUCGAUUCGCCGUCCAUGGAUAUAACAAGGCUAAGCUCUUCUCCUCCGUCUCUGUGGACAUUAAGGACUGUGAAGCUUUCGAUCCAAUACUGAUCAAACCCAAACAUGUACUGGAUGCUGUAGGCCAACCAGAGGCAGACAGAGAUGGUUAUGGAGAGGCAAUUUUCCUUGAGAAGAAUGCUCGCUGGCCAGUGGCAGACAAGGAUUAUACUCCUAACAUGAACUACCUGUCAGCGGUGUGGCCACAGCUUAGAUACAGGUCCUAUGUGGUGGCAGUACUAAACGCCAGAACACUGGACGCCACCACCUACUAUCAGCAGACUAAUGAACUGACCCUCUCUGAUCCCUGUAGUCACCCUGAUGCCAUAAAAUGUAGCACUGUAGAUGGGAGAGAAUAUGUCAACUUCAAAUUCAACCCUGGUGAAUUGGUGCAUGGACAGAGAUACGUAAUUUGUAUCCACACGGUGUAUACCGAGAUAAAAUUUGAGGAGUGGACCCAAGUCCUGCCAGAGCUAAACACCUGUAGUGAUGGUGUAGUGGUGGAUCUAACACCUCCCACACCUGGUAAGGUGUGGAUAGGGAAUGUCCCAGACACAAGGUUCCAGACCUCUACCACAGAUAUGUACAUCAACUGGCAGACAUUUGAAGAUGUAGAAGAAAUAAGUGCCAUAUCACACUCAACAGGCAUCCAAGAUUACCAACUAGGCAUAGGUACCACAAUAGGAGGGAAUGAUGUGGUGGCUUUCCACAGUGUUGGGGUGGUGAACCAUGAGGUUCUACAUGGCCUCCACCUACAGUCCGGCCAUACUUAUUAUGCUACAGUCAUAGCCAUGGACUAUGCAGGAAGAACAACAACAGUGACCUCUGACCCUGUAGUCGUGGAUACAUCCCCUCCACAAAAAUCUGAUUUGUCCAUCACAAUUACUGGAAGGCACUUUGUGUCGAAUUCUGAAAUAGAGGCUUGCUGGAAGAAUGUCUUCAUUGAUCCUGAGAGCACCAUAGAUCAUUAUAUGUGGGCAAUCGGUUCAGAACCAGGGUAUGAUGAUGUGAUGGAUUUCACCAGAGAAGAAUCCGAGUGUGGAGAAAAUAAUCCACUAAAUCCACUGGAUCUAAAAGAGGGCCAUGCUUACUACAUCACCGUCAAGGCAAUCAACAAGGCAGGUUUAAUGUCAUCAGGCAGCUCUUGGGCCUAUAGUGUUGACCUAUCACCACCUGUGGCUGGUCACAUUUAUGAUGGAGUCCUAGGACCUAACCAUACUGACAUUGACUUCCAGACUGACAUGUCAUCAUUAAAUGUUUACUGGGAAGGAUUCCAUGAUCCCCACUCCGCCAUUAAGGAAUAUUACGUCAGUGUAGGCACCUGUCCUGCCUGUAGUGAUGUCAUUGGCAGACAAGCUCUGGGAAUCGUGAAUUCCUUCCGGCUAGAUCACGUCCACUUUGGAGCUGGGUUGAUCUAUUACACGUCCCUGACAGCUUGUAACACUGCAGACCUCUGUACCACUGUGAUGACUGAUGGAGUGAUGAUGGACAACAGUCCACCCAGUAUGGGGCUAGUGAUGGAUGGAACAAAAGAUCAGGACAUCGAGUAUCAGUCUAUCAGAACUUACAUAGGAGCUAAAUGGCAUGGCUUUGUUGACCCUCAGUCUGGACUUGACCACUAUGUGUGGUGGGCAGGGACCACCCCUGGAGGAAACGAUAUCCUCCCAGAAAAAGAAGUCCACCUGACUACAACUGGGGUGGUGUUUAAUUUGUCACCAGAACUCCCUAUUGGGAAACGUGUUUAUGUUUCAGUCAGAGCAUAUAACAAAGCUGGUUUAUUUACUGCCUCAACUUCAAAUGGUUUCUUGGUGGACACCACUGCUCCAGUCAUUUCUAUGGGUCCUAGAUUUGCCUCGGACUUCAGCCUCGUGUCAGAUACACAGUUCUACAGGACCCUGAUGAAGGUGGAGUGGUCAGUGAGUGACCCAGAAUCCCACAUAGAGAGACAAUAUCUCUCUGUAAAGUCUCACAUUGGGGGAGAGUUUGAUCUGGCAUCCACUAAGGUGAAUGGAAUUGCAAGAGACUUUAUCCUGACAGGUAUGAAGUUACAUGAUGGAGUGACUUACUAUGUGACUCUGAUAUCUUGUAAUGGCGCCCAGAUCUGUAGUUCUGCUACCACUAAGGGUUUGAUUGUGGAUACCACCCCUCCAUCCAGAGGAAUGUUUGCUAUUGAAACUGACCAUGCUGCUAACUUGACCAGACACAGUGCUGGCUGGAUGACUUGGGAGAAGACGGCAGUCAAUCUGGCCUGGCUGGGAUUCUCUGACCUUCACUCUCAGAUCUCCCAUUACUACAUCAAUGUAGGCUCAGUCUUCAUGGGCAAUGAUAUGAACGAGGAGCCAGGUCGACCAACAAGAGUGGAAUACAAGAAUACUGGAGAAGAUAAGUAUGAUGAAGGAAUCGUACAGACUUCUAAAGUAAAAACCAGUAGUUACGACUCCAGUCAGAAAUACCUGUAUAUCAGCAUGUGGGCAGUUAAUAAGGUAGGGUUGAGCAGUCCAAUCAUACACUCCCAGUUUGAGAAGAUCCCAGGGGGUGACCUAUUUUUAAUUCGACGGUGUGAAGCUGUGACCUGUGAGGGGCAUUGUGUGUGUGCCCCCCAAGAUAAAGUCUGUCACCCUCCACAAACAGCAUGCCAGGAUAUAUCCUCAAAUAAUCAGAACAACAUACUACAGGUGUAUGAUGUAGCUGGGAGUGGCACCAGUGAUGUAGAUUACACCCCGUCUAAUGUCGUUUUACAGGGACAGUGGGCCAUUGUCAACAACUUUGGAAAUCCCCCUCAGUGGUAUCAAUGGAGUGUGGGGUACACAGAAAAAUCCUCCCCAGAGGGAAUAUUUAAUCAGGCUACAGAGAGAAUAUGGCAUGAUGCUGGACGAAAUAUGAAACAAAUCUUUUUAACAAAAUAUGGUAUUUCUCUCAAGGAAACAGUCAAAUAUUCCUUCUUCCUAAAAGUGUGGUAUGAUGAAAACACUUAUGCAGUGUUUAAGUCUGACGGAGUUACCAUUGCUACACAGAAACCUGCAGUAACAAAUAUAAGGGGCAGUGCAGUGAGAGAAAAAAUGUUGGGAAGCAAUUUUGUAGAUCAAGAUUUCAUGAAGGGAGGGUUUCCUUUCACAGUUGAGUGGAACAGUAAAUUCCUUGAUGCUGAGAAUGCCAUCAAGACAUUCCAUCUGUACAUCAGUACAUAUCCAGGAGGUCAUGACAUUUUGGACAUUGGUGAAGAUCUACAAGGUACACAAACAUCAUAUAACGUGAUGCGGUCGUCCAUUCUCCUGCCAGGAAUUACCUACUACAGUAACAUCCAGGCUUACGGAUACUCUGACAUCCACCACACUGAGUCAUCCGAUGGAUUCAAACCAGACAAAACUAAACCUGUCACAGGAAUUGUGUUUGAUGGAAUAGGUUUACAUGACCUGGAGUUCCAGAAUACAUCAGAUAUAGUAGCAGCUCACUGGCAUGGCUUCUCAGACAUUGGUUCAGGUGUACAGCUUUAUAACUGGUGUGUGGGAUCCACCCCUGAUGUUGUCACAAAACAUAGAGAUGUGGAGUGUGGUUACCGAAGCUGGGAGACUGUAGGCUUACACAACUCUGUGUCCAGAACUUUACAGACACCACUCAAUCACAGCAGGACUUACUACAAUAAAGUGUAUGCUGUAGACAAUGUUGGCUACAAGUCUUCUGUGGUGGUCUCUGAUGGUGUCACCAUAGAUCUCACCCCUCCUGAGCCUCAGUAUCUCUUCCACACCGGCAACAACCUUCUGUCUAAUCCGUCCUUUGAGAUGUCCCCUAAUGUGCUGCAGUCAUCAGAUGUUAAUACCACCGACAUUUGUAAUGUGACCGUGGACUACCAGCCCAGCAGCUGGAAUGUGUCCUCCCUGGGAUGUGGGGCCGUCGUGUCCUCUGAUAAGAACCUGGCCAGAGACGGCAGAUCCUUCCUGUUCGUCCGGGGGAGUGUGACCCAGGCACUGACUGGACUGGUCAUGGGUGGACUUUAUAGGGUCAAUUUUUUCUCCAGCCAUCUAUCCAUUAGCAGUUCUACCCAGUCCAACAAAGAGGGGUAUAUACAAAUGGGAGACAAGAGACAUGUAUUCCUCCUCUACACCAAGCCUUACAGGGGAGAUGGCAAUGAUAAAAUCACAGCAAGGGAGGAAAUUUCCUGGCACAAGCACACCUUUUAUUUUAUAGCAAUGAAAAAAUCGGCUGAUCUUCAAGUGGGCAGUGUGGAUGAAAAGACAGGAAUUUUUCUGGAUCACAUGACUGUAGAGCAUGUGGAAAGGGACUCAAACAAUGGAACAAGUGGAUUACAUGUUCAGGCCCAUGUUGUUUAUCUACAUGAGUGGGGCUCUGUCCACGGAUCCUGGAGUUUUGUGGAGGACGUUAGCUCCAUUACAGAAUACCAGUGGGCUAUAGGCUACACAAGAGGAGGGACACAGUUACAGAAUUUCCAGAGUGUGGGACUCUCCAACUUUGCUUUUAACUCCCAAGUGACCUUGACUCAUGAUUCCUAUAUAUACAUCACAGCUGUGGCCCAGAAUUCAGCUGGUUUGAGGGGCAUUUCUUAUUCAGAUAAAAUUCUGGUAGACCUUACCCCUCCAAAAAUAGAAGAAGUCCUGGAUGGUGAUUUGUUAGGAGAAGACCUUGAUGCUUGGAAGGAGAACACGGUGUAUGUCAACUGGAAAGUUACAGAUGAUGAAUCUGGUCUGGACUACUGUGAAUGGGCUAUAGGAUAUCAACCAAAAGGCAUUGAAGUACAAAGCUUUGAGAAAAUUAAAAUUGAUGAUAGAAAAUCUUACAAGGAUUUUGAUCCAAGUGUACUUCAGGGGAGGACCGUAUACUCCACAAUACAAUGUCAGAACAAGGCAGGACUACUGUUCAGUUUAUCCUCAGAUGGAGUGACCGUUUUUGACCAGCCCCCAUCCAUGGCUUCUGCUGUGAUACAGACACGGCCAUUGUCAGUGACAGAAUACCCAGCUAUGGAUUAUUAUCAGAGUGUAGACAAUAAUCUGAGGAUUGUAUGGAGUGGAGUGUCAGACAAGAUUGGAGUACAACAGUACAAGAUAUCUGUGAACAGCAACAAGUACAAUUUGGAUGGUAUGGGGCUUACAUUUUCUGAUGCUCAAGAUGUGCUCUUUACCAGUGUUAGCAAUGUUGACCUUGGUCAAGGACAAACAAAUGUUACUCUCCAGGCUAUAAACAAACUCCUGGAGCGCAGCGUCCCUCUACAUUAUAAUCUGACCGUGGUCGCUGACAAGCCCAUCAAAGAUCCUUCCAAACAACUCUCAUUAAGCUGGCACGAUGGAAACAAAGAAUUUGUUGUAUCAUGGGAUGGGAUAUUUACCUCCGAUCAUCCGCUGAGGUUUGAAGUAUCAGCUGGAACUGCUCUGGGUGGGGGUAACGUCAUACAGUGGCAGGAGACCCGUGCCACCAGUAUUACAUUUGGACUUCCUGACUCGGUGACUGGUACCUCCCGACUCAAGGUCUACAUGAUUGUGCGUGCCAUAGCUGCUGGUGGGGACUACACUGAUAUACUAGGAACCAUCACUUUACCUGCCUAAUAAAGGCAUGACUCAGAUUCAACAUUCUUUUUUAUAAGGUUUGAAAAAUUUAUCUGAAAUUACAUUAUUACAAUCUGUACAAUGUAUAUAAAAUAUCAAUUUUAUUUUUUUAUCCCUUUACUUUUAGUAACAUGUUUUUGAUAUGUUAUUUUUUAUGCCCCCUAAUUUGAAGAUUCAGGGGUAUGUAGUUUUUUUUACUGUCCAUCCAUCUACAUGUAUCUAGCUGUCCUCUUAUGAGACCAUAAACUUAGAUCAAGGAAUAAAGUCAAAAUAUCAAACAUUACUUUUCAAAUAGUGUCCAUUUUAAACACACAUAGACCAUAUAUUGAUGCAAUUCUCCAUGCAUAUAUUUUUAUAGGAUUGUAUAUUUCUUUAAAAAUAAUUUUCAUCUAAUUUUAGUUAAGCUUUAUUCAUACAUAGACUAAUAAUGCAACUCUGUUUCUGAGGAAGAAGUUUUCUUAUAAUUACCUUCAUUUAAAGGAUAUUUUUCAACUUUGUUACUGUACAUAGGGCUUUCAAGAUGUUAGAAUUCUGUGAUGUUACAUAAUCUGUGAUAGGUCACUGAUAUAUUGUUAAUUGACUUGCUCAAUCCUGUUAAAUUUUUACUUAUUUUUUCUGUCAUUAAAAUUAACACAAUCAA
This is a messenger RNA of Saccostrea cuccullata (small rock oyster), 11065 nucleotides long. RefSeq lists its product as uncharacterized. The coding region runs from base 109 to 10425 and encodes 3438 amino acids. Gene Ontology annotation, molecular function: protein binding. Lineage: Eukaryota; Metazoa; Mollusca; Bivalvia; Ostreida; Ostreidae. The transcript has 53 exons. The record is from RefSeq and is a predicted model, not a curated record.